Messenger RNA from Durusdinium trenchii, 415 nucleotides. Lineage: Eukaryota; Dinophyceae; Suessiales; Symbiodiniaceae. The record is from the annotation of a GenBank genome assembly.
GAAUAAACGUCCACGGCCUGCUUCUGAAAAGGAGGCAGCAGGCGAGAGGCAGUGCACUGCAGAGUCUCUUCGAAAGGCAGCUUUCCAGGGACAGCUGUCCCAAGUGCGACAACUGCUUCAAGGCCUCAACUGCGUGGAGCGCUUGCUUUUGGUGGACCUUUGUGAAGCAGAUGGCCUGACAGCUCUUCAUUUAGCCACCAUCGGAGGCCACCAUGCCGUUUGCAGCACAUUAAUUGAGGGCCGUGCAGAUGUUGAUGCCCGCAGCGCUCAGCAUGACACUCCACUCAUGUGGGCAGCACACCUUGGUCACAGUGCUGUGUGCCAGCUGUUGCUCAAAAGCGGGGCUGAUGCCUCCAUAAAGAAUGCUUCUGGCCAAACUGCAGUGCCUUGGAGAUUACCAGAGAUGUUGCACUAG